AUAUAAACUAGCACUGACCGUAUUGAGUCAGCUGCUAAGAAAAGACAGUUCAAAGAAAGUUUCCAAAUUCUUAAUUUUUUUAUUAUUAUGGAAGGUCUUUGAAAAUAUUCAAAGAUGCCACACUUUUAAAUCAUCAAAUUUCCAUAGGUUACUGAAGAGAUUCACCCCAAUUUUAUCAUUUAUAAUCUAUAUAAAAUAGAAGGAAAACAACAUAUCAAAAUAACGUCAAAAUUUUCAUCACUUGUGGAAAAGUUAGUGAAAGUAUAAUAUUUAAACAUCAGAGGUUAUUUGUUUACCUAGGUACGUUAGUCAUGUCAACCUUUAAAUUGUUCAAUAGAUUGUGCUUUACAAUGGAAUAAUCCGAGUGGUAUUUGAAGAAUGUACUAGAUUUGCCCAAUCUUAAUGAAUCUUGAAAGAUUUCAAAUUGUUAUAAAUCUGUUCCUGCUUGCUUCGAGUUUUAAAGAUGGAAUGUGUCUAAGUAAUGGAUUGGCUUUGACGCCCCCAAUGGGAUGGCUUUCUUGGCAAAGGUAUAGGUGCAAUAUAGAUUGUACCACAUAUCCUGAUGAAUGCAUAAGCGAGAAACUGUAUCGUAAGAUGGGAGAACUGCUCAUCAGUGAAGGCUACCAUGCAAAAGGCUAUCAAUACAUAAUAAUAGACGACUGCUGGCUGGCCAAAGAGAGAGACAAGGAUGGAAAAUUGCAGGCCGAUCCUGACCGCUUUCCAAAUGGCAUCAAAAGUUUGGCAGACUUUAUGCAUCAAAAAGGUUUGAAGCUGGGAAUUUACGAGGACUACGGCACGGAAACAUGUGCUGGCUACCCGGGAAUGAUAGGGAAUAUUGCUAAAGAUGCAAAGACUUUCGCAGAGUGGGAAGUUGAUUAUGUCAAAAUAGACGGAUGUAAUAGUGACCCCGCCUGUAUGGAUCAUGGAUACAUAGAAUUUGGCCGUUAUCUGAACUAUUCUGGCCGUCCGAUUGCUUAUUCUUGCAGUUGGCCCGCUUAUCAAGAGGAGGAAGGGAUAGCGCCAAACUACACCUCCGUAAUGGAGACUUGCAACCUUUGGCGGAACUAUGAAGACGUCCAGGAUUCGUUUCAUAGCAUAAAGUCAAUAAUCAAACACUAUGGAGAGAAGCAAGACAUCUAUGCUAAAUUCGCUGGUCCCGGACACUGGAAUGAUCCAGAUAUGUUGAUCAUAGGCAAUUUCGGUCUGAGUUUUGACCAGAGCAAAUUGCAAAUGGCGAUGUGGGCCAUCCUGGCCGCACCCCUUAUGAUGUCAGUCGAUCUGGCAAAUGUCAAGAAAGAGUUCAAAGAGAUUCUGCAAAACGAGGCCAUCAUAGCUGUCAAUCAGGAUGCUCUGGGGGUACAGGGACGCAGGAUAUAUAAGAGUUGCCAACCUGCGUUUUUGCCAUCCAUAAACGCUGGGUUUCUAUGGAAUCAAUUAUCAGCCAAUGGCAUAAUGAGAUGCCAGGGAACGGAGAAUUCAGUAGAAGUUUGGGCCAAACCGAUUACACCGGUGGACGGUAACUAUUAUUCUUAUGCCUUGGCGUUCAUCAGUUUCCGUACAGAUGGUGUGCCAUAUGCCUUCAGUGCCACCCUAGAAGAUUUGGGACUCUACUCACCCAAAGGAUAUUUGAUACAGGACCUGUACGAGCCCAACGACAUUGGUUUUCCCGUGGUUGGACUGGAAACAGCCAUCAAUAUCAAAGUCAAUCCAUCUGGUGUUGUUUUUCUCAGAGCUAAACUGCAAAACGUCAAAUGCAACAAGAAGAAUCCAAACAGCCAUGGAAAUCAGAAUAUUUCUUACAUUUGACAAGUGUUCAAACAUGAAUAAAUGCAAUAAUAUCUGAA
This is a messenger RNA of Nilaparvata lugens (brown planthopper), 1844 nucleotides long. RefSeq names its product alpha-N-acetylgalactosaminidase. Gene Ontology annotation, molecular function: alpha-galactosidase activity. The transcript is spliced from 9 exons. Gene Ontology annotation, biological process: glycoside catabolic process; oligosaccharide metabolic process; glycosylceramide catabolic process. Lineage: Eukaryota; Metazoa; Arthropoda; Insecta; Hemiptera; Delphacidae. Bases 403 to 1806 code for a protein of 467 amino acids. Gene Ontology annotation, cellular component: cytoplasm. The record is from RefSeq and is a predicted model, not a curated record.